Messenger RNA from Prunus persica (peach), 3381 nucleotides. RefSeq lists its product as uncharacterized. The record is from RefSeq and is a predicted model, not a curated record. Lineage: Eukaryota; Viridiplantae; Streptophyta; Magnoliopsida; Rosales; Rosaceae. Gene Ontology annotation, cellular component: peroxisome. Gene Ontology annotation, molecular function: RNA nuclease activity. The transcript is spliced from 3 exons. The coding region runs from base 283 to 2244 and encodes 653 amino acids. Gene Ontology annotation, biological process: regulation of gene expression.
AAGUAAAAAGAAAGGAAUAAAGAAAGACGGAGCAACGGCUGCAGUCCAAACACUCCAACCCAAAAAUCUCUAUAGGUAUAGGGAGAUACUACUUGAGAAGAAGAGAUCAAUCUCAAGAAGAGAGGAACCCAAUCCAAUCCAUCAAUCAAAACCAGGGGAUUUUGAUUUUGAUUUUGAAUUUUGAAUUUUGGUGUUUUGAAGUGUUUUCAAGAAUCGAUCAUCUUCGUCGUCGUUCAUAACUGAGCAGUGACCAGUCAGAUCUCUAGUAUUUGGAGAGCGCCAAUGCGUGGGGAUGUGAGCGGAAGCAGCAUGGCGGCGUCGACGUCGAUGGGUAAGGCGGAGACGCAGUACGAGAAGGCGAAGACGUCAGUGUGGUGGGACAUAGAGAACUGCCAGGUCCCCAAGGUCUGCGACACCCACGCCAUCGCCCAGAACAUUAGUUCUGCUCUCGUCAAGAUGAAUUACUGUGGGCCCGUCUCCAUCUCCGCCUACGGCGACACCAAUCGCAUCCCUGCUUCUGUUCAGCACGCGCUCUCCAGCACCGGCAUCGCCCUCAACCACGUCCCCGCUGGUGUGAAAGAUGCAAGUGACAAGAAGAUUCUAGUUGAUAUGCUGUUCUGGGCAGUAGAUAACCCUGCUCCAGCCAACUACCUGCUUAUUUCUGGAGACAGGGAUUUCUCCAAUGCUCUACACCAGUUGCGCAUGAGAAGAUAUAAUAUCCUUCUGGCACAACCACAAAAAGCUUCCGCACCCCUCAUAGCUGCAGCAAAGAGUGUAUGGCUUUGGACGAGCCUCUCAGCUGGAGGGCCCCCACUUUCAAGUGGGGAGUCAUCUCAGCUUGCGAAUGGUAACCAUUCUUAUAACCCUGAAAUGCCACAGUACCCUUUGCCUGAAGCGUUCCAGAUAAACCCGCCGCCAGUUUAUUUUGAACAGCCUUCUAUGGGAAAUCAAAAGCCUUCUACAAAUGGAAGGGUUGGUGAUAGUAAAAAUAAAGGGAAAUCAAAUCGGAAAAACCCAAAUCAACCCAACAUAUCAAGAGCCUCGAGUGUGCCAGUUGGGAACCAAGAUGACAAGAAUAAUGAUUACCCUUACCAAUCAGAACAUACACAUGCAAAGCAGUUUAAGAAAGCUCCGCACGAAUUCUUUGGUGUUAGUGAGAAUCUAGUCUCCACUAAUAGGUCUACUCCCAAUUUCUUCCCUGGAAAUUCUGAUCCUUCAGGUGGUAAUGGCAAUAAUUUUCUAGGUCAGCAAAACCAAUAUCCUCCUCCGAGGCUGAACAACUUCCACGUGCAACCUAAUGUUGGACUGGAUAAUAUGUUCCCUCCUAAUUCUCAAAGUCAUGGUUUUCGACCUAUUCCUCCCAGACCUGAUGGCCUUAGAUUUUCUUCAGCCCCACCUACGAAUAUGCCCGAUAUGAGUAAGCUAAUUGUCUCCGAGUACAGCAAUUAUGCUCAAAAUUCGCAAAGGUUCCCUCAUCGAAAUGGAGACGAGUUUAGUAGACCCAGGUCUAGCGAGUCACUAAAUUCAGCUAGCCCAUAUGCAUCUCAUAAGGGCCAUAAUUUGCAGAGUGGCCAGGGGUUUCAUCAUGAUUCUAUGAACAACAGGUAUCCUCGGGGUUCUGAUUAUCUGUCCUCUCAAUCCUCCCCUGCCGUUGCAAACAACAUUCCUAGUAAUGGCAUUUGGGGAACUCAAGGCUGCACACCAUCUGAAUACGUUCAAGGCCUUAUUGGCGUUAUUUUACUAGCCCUAAACACCUUGAAAGUUGAAAAAAUUAUGCCUACUGAAGCAAACAUUACCGAUUGCAUUCGUUAUGGUGAUCUGAAACACCGCAAUACCGAUGUAAGGAAGGCCUUGGAUUACGCAAUAGAGCAACAUAUGGUAGUGAAGCAGAGCCUUGGUGCACUUCAGUUGUAUGUUGGUAAAAAUGAGCAAUUAUGGAAGUGUGUGAACCCUAUAGGUGGUAAUCUUAAUCAUUACCCUAAAGCCACAUGGGAUCAGAUACAGAACUUUCUGAGUUCCUCAGAUGGGCGAUCAGCAAUAAUGGCUUCUCAAUGCAGAUAUGAAGCAGCUAUGAUUUUGAGAAAAGCGUGCUCAGAAGGGCUUGCUUUGGGCAAUGUACUUCAGAUCUUGAAUAUGAUAGUCAGCAUGAAGAAAUGGAUCACUCAUCAUCCGUCAGGAUGGCAACCGAUUUCUAUUACCCUCGAAGAGACUAAAGCGGAAAUGGGUGCUGAACCUAGUACUUGAUUUAGUCAACAACUCCCUAAAUAGAGAUAAAGUGGCUCUAAGACGGUUAGAUUAGAGCUGGAAUAAUAUUAUCAGUUUAUUGAGACCUUGAUCAACUGUGUUUACUUCUGAAACAAAAUACAGUUAUUAGAGUAUCUGAAGAACUAAGGGGGGUGGAAACCUUUACAUUUUGAACCAAGUAAGUAGGACUAGGUGUCUUUUCCUCUUCUUUUUUUAUUCUUUUUUUCCCCCUUUUUCUUUCAUACUCUAGGGGGUACUCAAUGAGCUUCUAAAGACUGGGUAAAAAUGCUGCUAAUGGAAGAUGCGUAUUAAACAAUUAGAAGCUACCUAAUUUACGAAGUUGAUUGUACCUGAUUAUUGUGAGGCUUUUUGUCCGUUACAAAAUCAAUGGAUCGUUCUGCCCAAAGCCAUGCUUCUAAGUAAGGAAGAAUGUCAGGAAUGGAAUCAGGAAGUGGUAGUAUCAUGUUUUAUCAUAUGAAUGUGUAGGCAAGAUUAUGUAGGUUCUGGACAAGUUUCAGCAUGUUCUACCUGGAUCAGGGCUUACGUGAUUAUAUCUUGCAGACUUUAUUAUUCAACUGCCAUGCAGAUGAGCUCUAUUGAUGACUAGUACAUAAUCAGGUAUCUGAGAUAUAGUUGUUCGAGUUCUAUGUUGGUUAAUUGAUGAGAAAGUUUGCAGACAAAAAAGCUUGAAGCAACUUCAUAGACAUUGAAGCCGCAUUUUGACGUAUAUCCAUUUAAGAAGGUAUCCUGAUGGGACUGCAUUUGUGGUUCAGGAGGCUGCCAAGGUAAAGCUAUCCUACAAGCCUUUAAGCAUGCAUGCGAUUUCUGGAACCUGGUGUGGCUAUAUACAUGCUUGGAUGUUGCAAGUAAAUUUAGGUUGAGUUUUAUGUAUCGUAUUCGACACUGUUUGUUUUUUAAGUAUUCUUGGAGAAGAAAGAUGUGUAAUUGCUUGCCUUCGUUUUAUUCAUCCUUUUAUAUUUGUUGUCUGCAACUCAAGCUUCGUUAGUGGGUUCCUGGCUUGGUCCUGGAACUCAACUAGGAAGCGUGCUGAAUAAACUUAUGUAUUCUAUUCUCAACUAUGUAAUUUGCAAAAUUCUAUGUAGUUUUUUGAAUUCCAAAGCUCCUUGGUUUUCCUGA